UCUUCCAACAUGGCAACCAAUGUAUCAGUGACGUAAUCGCUCGGAUCCCACAGACUAGCCAAUCAGAGGGCGCGCUGCUUCUGUACACGGAACUGAUUGCGGAUUUACUUAGCAGACACGCACAGGUGUCCCCAAUGGCAAAUCAGAAUGGCCAGACUGAUCCCGGCACUUCGGUGGACAUGAUGGCAGGCAUGCAGUUCCCUGCAGCUCCUCCACCGAUCUACGUUUGCACUCUGACCCCGGAUCUGGAGGCCAAGGCACGAGAGGAACUACAGGAGAAGCCAGAGUGGCGUCUUCGGGACGUCCAAGCUCUGCGAGACAUGAUCCUGAAGGAACAUUGCGGUUUGAGAACACGACUCGAUGAUGCCUUUCUCUUACGCUUUCUCAGAGCCAGAAAGUUUGAUUAUGAUCGCGCAUUGCAGCUUCUCCUCAACUAUCACAGCAGCAGGAGGGCCUGGCCAGAAGUCUUCCAGGACCUGAAGCCCUCAACGGUGAAGCACGUACUUGAGCUAGGCUUCCUUACCGUCCUGCCCAGACCUGAUCCUCAAGGCCGCUACAUUCUCUGCUUACGGCCAGGGAAAUGGACACCGAAUGACUAUCCGUUCGUGGACAACAUUCGAGCUAUUUAUCUGACACUGGAAAAGCUGAUUCAACCUGAGGAGUCCCAAGUAAACGGAAUAGUCAUUCUGGUGGAUUAUACUGGAGUUGGCUUGUCACAGGCCUCUAACCCAGGCCCUCUACUGGCAAAAAAAGUCGUUAGCAUUCUUCAGGAUGGAUUUCCAAUCAGAAUAAAGGCAGUCAAUAUCAUAAAUGAGCCACGAAUCUUUAAGGGAAUCUUUGCAAUAAUUAAGCCUUUUCUGAAGGAAAAGAUGGCUGAAAGGUUUGUCUUGCAUGGCUCAGACCUGUCGUCUCUGCACCGUGUCAUCCCGCGCUCUGUGUUGCCGCAAGAAUAUGGAGGCGUGGAUGGUAGACUGGACAUGACCGCUUGGACUCGCACGCUACUAGAAGCCGAGGAGGAGUUUGUCGUGGAGUUUUGUCAGCCAGAGCCUCUGGAGGGUACGCUAAUGCCUGACUCGAUGUUAUUCGAGGGCGAGCAAUCUGAGGACUCAUACAGAAGCCUGCGCUCGCAGCUCUACUACUGCUACUGAUAAGGAAAGAUGUGUUAUUUUUAACAGUUAGGGUCAGAGAUCGGGUUUUAUUUUUCUUAAAUUAUUACGCUGAAAAUGGAAAAGCCUAUUUGAAGCAUUAUUGCAUAAAAUGAUUGUUUAUAGGAAACUUAAAAAGGUGAGGAGAUUUUUUUUUAAUAGCGUCAGUAUAACUCAAGAUGAUGGAUCUGGACUUGCUGCAUCAGGUUAAGGUGUUUUGGAAUAUUUUAAAAUAAUCUGAUUUCAUGCCGUAAGACCAAAAUCCAAAUGCCUAAAGAUUUCCUUUGCUCUUGCUUUAUGCUUACUUGUGCAAACACUACACACAGCCAUGCAAACCGUUCCUUUUAACACUAGAGUUUAAUGUAUUGCCUUAAAUCAAAUAGGAAAAAAAAUAUGUAAAGACCAUGUGAUUGAAACCCAAAGCAAUACUGAUGUACAUUCAUGUUUUAUUACCUCAUUUUUUUGCACAGACACAUAUGUUUUCUCAUUAUGUAUGUUUUACAUUAUGCUAUUAUUCUACAUAUGAUGUUUACUCAUGGUGUUUUAUGUCAGUGUCAGUGUGUACUGUAACUGCACAGAAAGAUUUCUAUUUGUCUUGACUUAAAGCUGCGGGUCAGGUUUACAGUGCCUUUGUUUUUGUGUUAUUGCUUUAGCCAUUCUGUUGUUACAAUUUUUAUGAAUAUCAUAUGAUUUCAUUUUAUGAGGAAUCACUCAUUCAAAUCUCACAAUUAUCUGGGUGUUGUGGCUUGCACGGCUUUGUAAGGGUGUCAAUAUUAUGUUAAUAAUCCAGAUUCCAGUAUGUGAAAUAAAUCAUUGACUUAUUUGUGA
This is a messenger RNA of Tachysurus fulvidraco (yellow catfish), 1973 nucleotides long. It is a transcript of the gene ttpal, whose product is annotated as tocopherol (alpha) transfer protein-like. Gene Ontology annotation, molecular function: phosphatidylinositol bisphosphate binding. NCBI's taxonomy places the organism in Eukaryota, Metazoa, Chordata, Actinopteri, Siluriformes, Bagridae. The transcript has 5 exons. Bases 135 to 1148 code for a protein of 337 amino acids. Gene Ontology annotation, cellular component: membrane. The record is from RefSeq and is a predicted model, not a curated record.